CGCACACAGCACACUGCACACCAACACCAACACCAACACGAAGCGUCGAGAACGGAGAGCGCGUGACACUGACAGCGAGAGCGGGACGGGGCAGCGAGAGAGCUAGGGAUAACCCACACCCACCAACACCAUGGCGACGCCCGGCGAGCAGCAGCAGGCGCCGGCCGCGGCGGCGGCGGAGGAGGUCGUGUCCGUCGAGAUGCCCGCGCCCGACGGGUGGACCAAGAAGUUUACUCCCCAGAGUGGGGGAAGAUCUGAGGUUAUUUUUGUUUCACCAACUGGUGAGGAAAUUAAGAACAAGAGGCAACUAAGCCAAUACCUGAAGGCACACCCUGGAGGCCCUGCUGCUUCAGAGUUUGAUUGGGGAAGUGGUUAUACCCCAAGGCGUUCUGCUCGCAUUAGCGAGAAAGUCAAGGUAUUUGAUAGCCCAGAGGGCGAGAAGAUCCCAAAACGCAGCAGAAACUCAAGUGGUAGGAAGGGUAGGCCGGGGAAGAAGGAAGCCACUGAAACUGAAGAAGCCAAAGAUGCUGAAACUGGCAAGGAGGCAGAGGAGGUCCCUAGUGAAGAUGCUGCAAAGGAGACUGAUGUGGAGAUGAAGCCUGCUGAAGAGGCGAAGGAAGGUCCUGCUGAAACUGAAGAUACUGAGAAGGCUGCAGACAAGGCUAAUGACGCUCCUGCUCCAGCACCAAUGGAAGAAGAUAAGAAAGAAACUGCGAAACCAGCUGAAUCUGCUGUAGCUCCUGCGCCAACAGAGGAGAAGAAAGAAGAUGCCAAGCCAGCUGAGCCUAAAGCUGUAGCACCAGCUCCAGUAAGCAACCCAGCUGAGCCUGCUGCUGUUCCUGCUCCAGUGCCUGAGACCAAACCAGACGCCGAGCCUGCUGCUGUUGCUGCUCCAGCGCCUGAGACCAAACCAGACACCGAGCCUGCUGCUGUUGCUGCUCCAGCACCUGAAACCAAACCAGAUGCCGAGCCUGCUGCUGUUGCUGCUCCAGCGCCUGAAACCAAAUCAGAUGCUGCUGCUACUGAUCCAGCUCCUGGAACCAAGGCAGAUGCUGCUGCCGCAGAUCCAGCACCUGGAGCCAAGGCAGACGCUGCUGCUCCAGUAGAGAACUCUGCCGACAAAGGUGGAAGCCAGGAGAGCCAGCCCGUGCACAACGGGCAGCUGCCGCACUCAACGGUGAAGUGCAUCUGAAGCCGGAAACCGGAAGCCUGAACCCCUUCCGGCACCCGUGUAUCUCAUUUAGGAACAAAUAUUUGCAUUUGCAUUCGCAUUGUAAUCAGUUAAAAAAGUCGAUGGAUCGGUAAGCAUGUUAAUUAGUCAGUCUGACGCUGCUGGGUGACAGGUCGGUAAUUAGGCUCUGCAUUUUAGCUUGUUCUGUAUGGCUGGUGUCGCCGCCCUACAUGUAUCCACCAUAUCUUCUUGGUUGUACUGUACCUAACUCUGCGUAAGCAUAUUAAUCUUAGGCCAUGUAUACUCCGCUGUAAUGUCUGUAUCUGUCUGUGCUUUGUGUAUUGUGAAACUUGCAUAACUAGUUGCAUGUUAUGAAAAUAAAGACUGGCUGGGUAUGUAUGGAUGCGGGAUAGUGUACCGCACCAAUAAACCCAGCCACGAACAGCAGGGAACCUGAUGCUAUUUGUUGAUGUGAUA
Molecule: messenger RNA, 1648 nt
Organism: Brachypodium distachyon (stiff brome)
Lineage: Eukaryota; Viridiplantae; Streptophyta; Magnoliopsida; Poales; Poaceae
Product: methyl-CpG-binding domain-containing protein 11
Exons: 3
Coding region: 131-1192 (353 amino acids)
Molecular function (GO): DNA binding
Source: RefSeq, a predicted model, not a curated record